CGAACAAAAGCAGAUUGGGACGCGUAAUCCCUCCACACCCCAAGAGAGGACAAACGAAGAUUAAUCGCAAAGUGUCGGCAACGAAGUGAAAGGCAAAACUGAGCAUUAAUUUCAGGGUCGAACCGAUGACGGACAUGCAGCUCCUUCGUCUUCACUACACGAACCUGAAGGUCUUAUGCAAGAUGCAUGACAUUAGGUACAAGGACAAGCCGCAAGCGAUCUCGGCAUUGAGGCAAGUUCCUAGAUUGAUCGCCUACAAGGGGCGAGACUUCAACCGGGAUUCUGAUAUUGAAACACAGAUCAUGCCAGAUCCAGAUAACAUCAGAGUGUCCAAUAAAAAUGCUGGCGACACAAGUGAGGAUGAUUACGAGAGCCUUAGUACAAGAUCAAGCGGGAGUGAUGAGUAUGACUCAUCUGACAAAUCUUCGAGCGCCGAAGAUCUGUCGGGAAGGAGGCGGCGCAGACACUCAUCAUCAUCUUCCGGAUCUCAAGGGAGGAAGCGCUCAAGAAGGGGGAGAUCGAAAACUCCGAGAGAUAGAAGACAUAAGUCAAAAUCACCAUCGUCACGGAGAAGAAGGGCGGAGUCAGAAUCUCCAAGGUGGUUCUGGAGACCAUUGUGGGAGCAAAGACGGAAUGAUUUCCCCCCACCGGGAAAUCGAGCGUGGUUUACGGCGGAUCUAAAGGAAGAAAUCUUUAAGCUCCGGUGGGAGAUGGACAAAGUUCUCAAGACACUGGAGCAACUCACACGAAAGACAAGUGAAAAGCAGCCAGCUCCUCCGUACAAGGAAGACACUGCAAAGAAGCCUGAGCUAACUCCGGACGCGCUCAAGUCCAUCAUUGAUGAAGCACUGAAGCCGACAGAGAUGAACCAAGGGGGACAAAAUCAAGCUGGUCCAAGCGCAACCGGUCAGAAGAAUGCAGAGGCGGAAGGUAAAGUAGAAUGGAUGGUAUCGGAAGUGCAGAAGGAGUUCAACAACCUGAAGCUACUAAAGUAUGAUCUGGCGGUUGUGAAGGGCGCGUUGCAGAAGAUCAAUGAACCGACUCGUACCUGCACUCCGAUCGUGUCCUCUUCGGUUCAUCCGAACGGAUAUCUUACCACCCGUAAGCUCGAGCAAUGGAUGGCAUGCAUGAAUCAGCCCUCCGAUAUGGUGGAUAUGGUGGAUAAUGAAUUCCUCUUGGAGAUGGCUGACGUCAUGAAGAGUGUGCAUCCUGCUUGCAUUACUGCUUGCCCGGCGAUGCAAGAGCCAAAAGACUGGAUGACCAGCACGUGCACGGGUGCGAUUUGGAAUGUGAACGGUGUGACGAAAAACCGGCAGGUCACAGGGCGUAUGAUCCUACUGGACGGCUGGAGUGAUCGGAGGAACAGACCGUACUUGAAUGUGAUGGUGUCCUCUCCGAUCGCCACCAUUUUGUGCAAGUCUGUCUGUGUUGAGGGGUUGGACAAGUACGCCUCAGCAUACUUCAGGAUUCUGGACGUUGUCAUUAAGGAGACUGGACCAAAGUCCAUGAUCAAGUCGCACCACCCUCAAGGAGACAACACAAAAGGCAAAGAGGAGGAGGAGGAGGAGGAAGAAGAAGAGGAGGAGGAGGAGGAGGAGGAAGAAGAAGAAGAAGAAGAAGAAGAAGAAGAAGAAGAAGAAGAAGAAGAAGAAGAAGAAGAGGCAAAGAGGAGGAGAAGCAGCAGCAGCAGCAGCAGCAGCAGCNGAGGAGGAGGAGGAGGAGGGGGAGGGGGAGGAGGAGGAGGAGGAGGAGGAGGAGACAAGGAGGAAGAAGACAAAGGAGAAGAAGAAAAUGAUAACCAAUGCAAGAUUAGAAAAUUAGUCUCCCGAACGUAGCUUAGUGCAUGGAAAAAUACAUCGAAGAACAGUGAACGAAGCAAGUUAACCGUGGCAUGAGCCAAGCGGUUUCUUCUGGCUGCCACACCAGCCCUGUGGGAUGAUGUUGGUGAUGGGAGUGAGGCAAACAUCGAAGAUGGCAGUGAGGCAACAACAAGGAGGAAACGCCAGAAAAUCGGGGAGAUCUUCACUCCAAUAGAUAGAGAAGUCAUUCUGACAGAUGAACCAAGAACAAGGAUCCUUCUGUCCAAGUGUUUCGCGGAUCAUGGUGCACAUUUCCACAAUUUUCCGGAACGAUUGAACCAAUGCAUGGGAAGUUUGUAGCAGAGAAGCGGGUGAGAAUCUUGCAAGUAGAGCUCACCACAGCAUGGUUGGAGCCUUGGAGGAACGAGCGAGUGGUCAUGGCGAUCUUCCAAGGAGCGGCGCGGAUCCGCCCCGUGAACGUAAGGGGGAGGAACGGACAAGAGCGCGUACUUUGAUAAAAUGGCUUCUACCGC
This is a messenger RNA of Chara braunii, 2332 nucleotides long. NCBI's taxonomy places the organism in Eukaryota, Viridiplantae, Streptophyta, Charophyceae, Charales, Characeae. The record is from the annotation of a GenBank genome assembly.